Messenger RNA from Dendrobium catenatum, 1202 nucleotides. RefSeq names its product AUGMIN subunit 1. NCBI's taxonomy places the organism in Eukaryota, Viridiplantae, Streptophyta, Magnoliopsida, Asparagales, Orchidaceae. Gene Ontology annotation, biological process: spindle assembly. The record is from RefSeq and is a predicted model, not a curated record. The coding region runs from base 90 to 983 and encodes 297 amino acids. The transcript has 5 exons. Gene Ontology annotation, cellular component: HAUS complex; cytosol.
GCUAUAUUCUACCUUCCGGUCUGAAGUUAAGAUUGUCUUUGGUACUCACUACUCAGCAGCGGGAACAAGCGAGUUCGAAGGCUCCUACUAUGGAGGUCGUCGGCGACCUCUACUCCGUCAAUUCAAGUGGCUGGAACUCAGAUGCAGUCCGGAUCAACGAGGUGAAGGCAUGGCUGACCGCCCAGUUUGAAGCCGCCGGGAGAGAGGUGCCGGAGUUCGAGUAUACCCCCCGCAGUGUGGCCCAGCUUCAUGCCCUUGCCACUCUCUCGCAGUCCCGAUCGCGUGCUGCCUCCAUUGUUGCCGAUGACCUCCGUCUCAAAGCGACCGAAUAUCGCGCCCAGGCCGCUAGGAUCCGCGAGAUUCUCGAUAGCGCCGGCCUCUCCCAGGAGCGCCUCACCCCGGACGCAGUCUCCUCAGUCCAGGUUGUUGCCAGCGUCGCCAAUUUGCUCAACAUUCGCGAUACCGAGUCCAGCAGUUUUGUUGUUGCAAUGGGGGAUUUGUCGCUGAGGAAGGCGGAUGUGGAUGAGAAGAGGGCGAAGGUGCAGAAGGAUUCCAAGGCUCUUUUGGAGUACACUCGCAAGGCGAUUGCAAAGCUCAAUGAUCUCAAGAAAACCUUCAUAAAGUUUGACAAUGAAAUUGACGUUCAUGUGGCUCAAGUUGAACACUGGCAGAGGAACAUGACGAUCAUGGAUUCGAAAGAAAGACAGUACAUACUCCAACUCAAUAAUUACAAGGCUUUGUUGAAUCGUGUAGGCUACACUUCAGAAAUCAAUCAUGGCGUGCUUAUGGAAAUGGCUGAGCAUAAAAAGGACUUGGAGAAGAAGACUAAGCCAAUUUUGGAUACAUUAAGGAGCUAUCAAGACUUACCUCCUGAUAAGGCUCUUGCUGCUUUGGCUAUUGAAGAUAAGAAACGGCAAUAUGCAGCUGCUGAAAAGUACCUUGAAGAAGUCCUACAUUCUGCUCUAACUACACCAGAACUCUGAGGUUUUGUUUGUAUUGAAUUUUAUUUAGCAUUCAGGGAAAGAUUGAAUGUGGAGGGAUGGGAUAUUCUUAAACAUGCUUAUGCUUGGAGUAUUUAUAACUUUAGUUUGCUUGAGAUUUGGUUUGGUGUUUCUUGAGAUUUGUCUUGUAAACAGUGGGCUUUUAAAGUUGUAUGCUUGGCUAUAUUAUAGUAAUACAACCUAAUUAAUUUUCCCAUAUAA